Molecule: messenger RNA, 1069 nt
Organism: Aspergillus uvarum CBS 121591
Lineage: Eukaryota; Fungi; Ascomycota; Eurotiomycetes; Eurotiales; Aspergillaceae
Product: RTA1 domain-containing protein
Exons: 3
Coding region: 1-918 (305 amino acids)
Cellular component (GO): membrane
Source: RefSeq, a predicted model, not a curated record
AUGAGUUCAUCCAGCGCGGAUGGCUCCUACGAGCUCUACAACUACAAUCCCUCCGUCGCUGCCGCCGCCAUUUUCGUUCUCCUCUUCAUUGCCGUAACCGCCUGCCAUGUCUACCAAUUGGCCCAGGCGCACGCCUGGUAUUUCACCUGCUUCGUUCUGGGCGGAAUAUUCGAAGCAAUCGGCUACAUUGCGCGCGCCGGAGCACACAACAAUACAAGCAACCUCUCCAUCUUCACCAUCCAGACGCUGUUCAUUCUCCUCGCACCCCCUCUCUACGCAGCAACUUUAUACAUGACUCUGGGCCGAUUAAUCUUCUACCUCGACAAAGAAGAGCUCAGCUCCGUGCCAACACGCUGGCUCACGGUGAUCUUUGUUGCAGGGGAUAUCAUAUCCUUUCUAAUUCAAGGAGCAGCAAAAGGCGGCGCGAUCCUUACUCACACAACCACCGACCCCUCCGCCCUCACGACCGGCCAAAACGUCAUCAUCGCCGGCCUAGUCAUUCAACUGAUCUUCUUUACCGUCUUCGUCCUCGUCGCCACCGCCUUCCACUAUCGCAUCCACCGCAGUCCUUCCUCGAAAUCCAUCUCCUCAUGCAUCGCUACCGACGGCUGGUUCCACGCUACCUGGGAGACCACCCUGCUCGCCCUCUACUUCGCCAGCGCGAUGAUCCUGGUGCGCUCGGUGUACCGGCUGGUGGAGUACGCAAGUGCCGGGACCAAUGGUAGCGAUGGGUAUUUAGGGCGACAUGAGGUGUUUGCGUACGUGUUUGAUGCGCUGCCCAUGCUGCUGGGAAUGGUGGUGAUGGCGGUGUGGCAUCCCUCGCGGGUGUUGCUGUUGAACCGCAAGGUGUAUCAGAUGGAUAUGGCGUUCAAUGAGGAGGGGAAUGAUGUGCAGAUGAGUAAGAUAUAUCUGGGCUGAGUGGGUAGUGUUGAAUCCCUGGUAGGUGGGUGUGUAGUAUAUGUCGUGAAUGAUUUCUGCUGGAGAGAUGGUCCUGUAUAGUGGUUCUGUGUCAUAUAAUUCUCGGGAUAGGUAUAGUGGACUCAUAUCUCGGCCUCAAAUCUGUGCCGCU